Molecule: messenger RNA, 4743 nt
Organism: Mercenaria mercenaria
Lineage: Eukaryota; Metazoa; Mollusca; Bivalvia; Venerida; Veneridae
Product: protein white-like
Exons: 19
Coding region: 343-2466 (707 amino acids)
Biological process (GO): transmembrane transport
Cellular component (GO): plasma membrane
Molecular function (GO): ATP hydrolysis activity; ABC-type transporter activity; ATP binding
Source: RefSeq, a predicted model, not a curated record
UAUGAGAUUAAUAUAGUAUAUGUUUUGGGGAUCUUCUCUCAUUUAGGACAGAGCUAGGCUAUCAAGUCGCUGCACAGACGUUUAAACCAGACACUUUUAAACGAAUACAAGUCGACGUUUAAACUAAUUGACAGACUCCGGAUUUAGAUGUUUAAGCAGAUCAGCCGUUUCUUUAUAAUAUACAAACGGACAAAGAAUAGGAGACAGCUAAAUACGAAAGUCUUCCUGUCGAGUGGAAAUUUCGACGUACUGUUCAACAGUGUUUAAAGAUUCAGUUCAGUAUGCUGUAAGUUGUUUCAAGAAGGUUCUGAUAGACAAUAUAAAUAAAACUAAAUUAAAACGAUGACGGAUAUAAAGUAUGACGAUGCCGUGUUUAUAAUGGACGAUGUUCAAGUGGUUGAUAAUAAACAUAGUGGACAUGUUUUCAAUGAUAACAAAGUUUUUGAUAAAUACAACGGACAUAGUUUCAGUGAUAACAAAACAGUUGAUGCUAAACAUAACAGGCACGGCCUCUUUCGUCCAUAUACAGGACAGCACCACGGACACAAGCAUGGGCAUAACGCUAUUGUUCCGCAUGAAGCCCAGCAUAGCAUGGUUGAUUCCCAUGAAACAGUUACGUUGUCCUGGGAAAACGUCAAUGUUUACGUCAAAGGGAAGAGUAGAGUCUGUUGUCGAGGUCCUGACCCUAAGGUGGUCCCUAAACAUGUUCUCAGAAAUGUGUAUGGACACGUGAAGCCUGGUACCCUUUUGGCGAUUAUUGGCGCAAGUGGUUCAGGAAAGACAACGCUUCUGAAUACAUUAACUUCGAGAAUAAACCCUGAAACUUUGACGUCUUCCGGUGACAUCAAAGUCAAUGGUAUCGACGUAGGGACCGGUAUCCGGAAUAUCUCGGCCUACGUCCAGCAGGAUGAUCUAUUUAUAGCAACAAUGACAGUGAAAGAACAUCUAACAUUCAGGGCGUUGUUGAGGAUGGAAAAGGAAGUACCAAGACAUAGAAGACUUGAGCGUGUUGACGAGGUUAUACAAGAGUUAGGUCUACAGAAAUGUCAGAACAACAUGAUUGGCAACCCCGGUAGAAUCAAGGGCAUAUCUGGUGGUGAAAUGAGAAGACUCUCUUUUGCAUCCGAGAUUUUGACGAAUCCGCCACUUUUAUUCUGCGACGAACCUACCUCCGGUCUAGAUUCAUUCAUGGCAGAGAACAUAGUACAAACUCUUAAAAAUAUGGCAGACAAAGGGAAAACUGUAGUGUGUACAAUCCACCAACCUUCGUCCGAAGUGUUUGCAUUGUUUCACCACGUUCUGGUAAUGGCAGAGGGAAGAGUUGCGUUCCUUGGAGACGCAGAGGGGGCGCUCAGCUUUUAUAAAUCAGUCGGUUACCCCUGUCCAGUGAACUACAACCCGGCUGAUUUCUAUAUUAUGACAAUGGCUGUUGUUCCAGGAAAAGAGACAGAAUGUAAAGAAAAAAUUGAGGCUAUUUGUGAUAAAUUUAGUGAAACAGCCAAUGCCAAAGCAAUUCUAGAGGAGAACAAACGUGUUGCAGAGAAUCCGAAACGAACAGGAGUUAUAUUCGAAGAAGCAUUCAGCAGUACAUCAAGGUAUGAAGCACCGUGGUAUAUGCAGUUUGGUGCGGUAUUUGCAAGGUCAUGGAAAACAACGAUCAGAGAACCAAUGGUUGCACGAGUCCGUGUUAUACAAACAAUAGUAUUAUCGCUAGUCCUUGGCCUGAUUUAUCUACAGUUAGACGUGGAUCAGAAGGGUGUUCAGGACAUCAACGGUGUUCUCUUUCUUAUUCUCACCAAUAUGACAUUUACAAAUGUGUUUGGAGUCCUGAACUCAUUCCCGUUGGAAACGCCAAUAUUUUUACGGGAGUAUUCGACUGGUCUGUACAGAGUUGACAUCUAUUUCCUGUGCAAAAAUCUAGCCGAGUUGCCGUCUUUCAUUAUAAUUCCGAUAAUCUUUUGUGCAAUCACAUAUUGGAUGGUUGGACUGUAUGCAACAUUUGAAGCCUUCGUGGUGUUCACAGGUGUGAUUCUUCUUGUUGCGAACACUUCGGUGUCAUUUGGUUAUAUUGUAUCGACAGCUGCUAACUCCGUGAGCACGGCGUUGGCCAUUGCACCACCAUGUAUGAUUCCACUUCUUAUGUUCGGCGGAUUCUUCCUGAAUUCAGAGUCGAUACCAGUUUAUUUCAUAUGGUUGGAGUAUUUGUCUUGGUUCAAGUACGCUAACGAACUAAUUUCUGUCAAUCAGUGGGAGAACAUCGACUCGAUAGAAUGUGAAGGCAACAGUACGUCGUCCAGUUCACAGAGUUUAUGUCUUUACAGAAGUGGCGACCAAGUGAUUAAGUACCUGAAUUUUGACAAGGACAAUCUAUGGAUAGAUGUCGGCUGCCUUAUAGGAAUGAUGAUUGCUUACAGACUGAUAGCUUUCAUCAUCCUCUUCAUCAAAGCUAGGAAAUCCAAGAAAUAAAGAUCAUAUGACAUAUGACUGCUCUUUUGCAGUAACGUUUGACAACUUGACAAUCUUCACCGCAGUGGUCUCCCCUUACGACGUUAAGGGAGGUAAUCACUGGUAGUACUGGCAUGAGUUACAGUAUUAUUAUGGAUAUAUAGUUCUGUGAUAUCAAAUAGAUAGGCAGAAUAUGUGUUGUUGAAUAGUACCAGAACAAUACAGUGGCAAUUCAUUACUAGAAAAUCAGUCGAUGACGUCGUAAUGUAAUGUCGUCUGCUACAGAAAUUCACUUUAUACCUCUUCCAAUCAAGAAUUCUCAUUUGUUCAAUGUGACUCUCUAAUAUAGUUCUGUAUUAUCUUCAUGAUAAUUACUUAAAAAAUCACAAAAGAUGUAUGAGAAGAAUACUAUUUUAUCUUCCUGUACCUUGCGCAGAAGGAGUGUUACACUACUUUUUAAUUAACUGCUUUGUACAAACUUGGUCAAGCCUAGUCUGCAAUCAUUAUUCUUUAUUGUCGUCUAUGCUUGCAAAUGGUUUUACAAUAGACUUUUUGUAAUCAAGAACAUAUAUAUUUUAUAAUAGGUAAAGCUUAUUGUACAUUUUUGUACAUUUAAAAAAUACAUACUAUAAACAAAUACAGAGCAUGUACAAAGCCCAUAUAAUUAUGUGAAAUAGUGACAUGUCAUAAUGCAUUUGAGCUACGACAUGGGAAAACCAACAUAGUGGUUUUGCGACCAGUAUGGAUCCAGACCAGGCUGCGCAUCGGCGCAGUCUGGUCAGGAUCCAUGCUGUUUGCUAACAGUUUCUCUAAUUGCAAUAGGCUUUGAAAGCGAAAAGCCUGGAUUCUGACCAGACUGCGCGAAUGCGCAGGGCUGGUCUGGGUCCAUGCUGGUCGCAAAGCCACUACGUUGGUUUUCUCAUGGCGCGGCUCAUUUAUAAAUGAAAGGAUUAAUCUCAUUAUACAAAGUGCUCCUUAAUAAGAUCUGUAAAAGAUCUUAGAUACACUUUUCUUUCUUUUAUGUGACCAAAUUAUAUACAUUGUAUAUUUGUACUUAUUUGUGCUAUUUUCGUUAUAUUGACAAUUAUUGUUCCGCUGACCGUAAUCUAUAUGUUAUGAUUUCCAAAUAAAGUUUUGAAAUACAAAUUGGUCUCCAUUUUGUGAGAACUGUAUUUUUGGUUCAUUUUCAGCCUGUCACUCUCGAGUAUAUAUGUAUGAUAUGGUUCUGUAGACAUAAAGUAGAGCAAUAUAAUAUACAAGACAAGAAUGAGAAGAAUCAGAAAAUUACACGCUUGUUUACAAUAUCACGUCCAAUUAUUUUUCUAAGUAGCUGGUUAAAAAUUUACGUCAGACUUUUUAAACGGAAAACGCAUUUUUCAUGCGUAAAUUACUGGCUAAGAUUAUCGUAAGUGUAAUAAAAAGACUUCUUUCGUUAAUUUAAGGUAGUCUUCAUAGUCGUGCAAGAAAGUAUUAACAUGGGUACCAUUUAUUCAUGCUUUGAAUAAUCCAUAGAAAUUUAUACCCGGUUUUUGAUAGAUAGAUGUUUUAAUGUAAGUCUUGCAUUCGGCUGCUUAAAAACAUGGUUUUGUAGCUGUUUACAUAUCUAUGAGGCCAGGUGAGAGUUUAAAUUUGAUUUUUUGUUUUGUGCUGCUUAAGAAUUACGUGUAGUACUUUUUUCUCGUUUGGUACAUCAAACAGUAAAAAAAUACGUAAUGUUUGAAGACAGAUUUUUCCUAUUUGAUGUGUGUCUUCUCCGUGUUUUUCAUCAAAUUUAUUGUAUCGAACAUAUUUUUGAUCAAAAGUGUGUAUUUGUAUGGUCUAUAAAAUAUGUUAUGACAAAACGUAUACGAUAUACUUGGGGGCCUCCCAUGGCCGAGUGGUUAAGGUCGCUGUCUUCAAAUUACUUGCCCCUCAUCGAUGUGGGUUCUUCAUGUGAGGAAGCCAUCCAGCUGGCUUAUGGAAGGUUAAUGGUUCUACCCAGCUGUCCACUCGUGAUAAAAUAAUGCACGGAGGGACACCUGGGGUCUUCCUCCACCAUUGAAGAUGGAAAGUCGGCAUAUGACUCAUGAUAAUUGUGCCGGUGCAACGUUAAACCAAACAAAAGGAAUAAAUUUAUGCAUGCUUUCUCUUUUAGUUUAGACUCCUUACACCUUAUUUGCGAAUUGUAUUUAUUCUGUUACUCUGUUAUUUCAGCAUUAAAUCAUUCCUUGCCGAUAUCACACUAUUUACUUAGUUGUUACAAAAUAUUGUUGCAUCUCAUGUUAACUUGAACAGUAAAUUAAAAAGAGUAUACUAAUA